Erigeron canadensis is the source of this 3207-nucleotide messenger RNA. RefSeq names its product elongation factor-like GTPase 1. The transcript has a single exon. Gene Ontology annotation, molecular function: GTP binding; ribosome binding; GTPase activity. Gene Ontology annotation, cellular component: cytosol; ribonucleoprotein complex. Gene Ontology annotation, biological process: cytosolic ribosome assembly. NCBI's taxonomy places the organism in Eukaryota, Viridiplantae, Streptophyta, Magnoliopsida, Asterales, Asteraceae. Bases 36 to 3104 code for a protein of 1022 amino acids. The record is from RefSeq and is a predicted model, not a curated record.
CUGUUACAAUAUAUAUACAUAGUAUAUACAUAUAAAUGGAUAAUACUUACAAUUAUGAUUGUAAAUCUAUAAGAAACAUAUGCAUUCUUGCACAUGUUGACCAUGGCAAAACAACACUUGCUGAUCACCUUAUUGCAUCAUCUGGUGGUAAUCUUUUGCACCACAAACAAGCCGGCAAGGUUCGGUUUUUGGAUUUUCUCGACGAAGAACAACGUCGAGCUAUAACGAUGAAAAGUUCAUCUAUUGCCCUUAGAUAUAAGACUUAUUCGAUAAAUUUAAUUGAUUCCCCUGGCCAUAUGGACUUUUGUAGUGAGGUUUCAACCGCUUCGCGGUUAAGUGACGGUGGGUUGGUUUUAGUAGAUGCAGUUGAGGGUGUGCAUAUACAGACGCACGCGGUUUUGAGACAAGCGUGGAUUGAAAAGGUUACACCGUGUUUGGUUUUGAAUAAGAUUGAUAGGUUGAUUGUUGAGUUGAAGAUGACUCCUAUGGAAGCGUAUACUCGGUUGUUGAGGAUUGUUCAUGAGGUUAAUGGUAUUGUUAGUGCUUAUAAGUCUGAAAAGUAUUUAUCGGAUGUUGAUUCUAUUCUUGUUGGGACGGUUGGGGAUGAGAAUCAGGAGUUUGUAGAGGAUGAUGAGGAAGAUACGUUUCAACCGCAGAAGGGUAAUGUUCUGUUUGCUUGUGCGUUGGACGGGUGGGGGUUUAGUAUCUGUGAGUUUGCUGAGUUUUAUGCUUCGAAACUUGGGGCGAGUUCUGCUAGUUUGCAGAAGGCAUUAUGGGGUCCUAGGUAUUUUAUUCCAAAAACAAAGAUGAUUGUGGGUAAGAAAGGAUUGGCUGCUGGAAGUAAGGCUCGUCCCAUGUUUGUGCAGUUUGUGCUUGAGCCGUUAUGGCAAGUUUAUGAAGCAGUAUUGGCUACUGAUGGUGAUAAAGGGAUUCUUGAGAAGUUGAUUAAGUCGUUUAAUUUGUCUGUACCUCCUCGUGAGCUACAUAAUAAAGAUCCAAAAGCUGUAUUACAAUCGGUUAUGAGCAAGUGGCUUCCUCUAUCGGAGGCUAUAUUGUCUAUGGUAGUUAAACAUAUGCCAGACCCUAUUACUGCACAAUCAUUUCGUGUGUCACGUUUGCUUCCUAAAAGAGAAAUAUUAGAUAAUGAUUUAAGUAACUCCGAUGUGCUUGCUGAGGCAGAGCUAGUAAGGAAGUCUGUUGAGGCUUGUGAUUCACAACCUGAAGCUCCAUGUGUUGCUUUUGUGUCUAAGAUGUUUGCAGUUCCUAUAAAAAUGUUACCCCAAAGAGACGUAAAUGGUGAUAUAUUGAAUAAUUAUGCGGAGGAAAGUGGGAGUGGAGACUCUGACGAGUGUUUUCUUGCAUUUGCAAGAAUCUUUAGUGGCGCUCUUCAAUCGGGCCAGAAGGUUUAUAUUCUAUCAGCUUUGUAUGAUCCACUUAAAACAGGAGAUGCGGUUCAGAAACAUAUUCAAGAAGCCGAGUUGCAUUCUUUGUAUCUAAUGAUGGGUCAAGGGCUAGAACCUGUGGCUACUGCUCGGGCAGGAAAUAUUGUUGCUAUUAGAGGCUUAGGUCAACAUAUCUUGAAAACUGCGACUCUUUCAUCAACAAAGAACUGUUGGCCAUUUUCAAGCAUGACGUUUCAGGUUUCACCAACACUUAAAGUGGCAAUAGAACCUUCUGAUCCAGCCGAUAUGGCUGCACUUAUGAAAGGGCUAAGGCUUUUGAACCGUGCAGACCCAUUUGUAGAGGUCAGUGUUUCUGCUCGAGGGGAACACGUGCUCGCUGCUGCAGGUGAAGUUCAUUUGGAGAGAUGCAUUAAAGAUUUAAAAGACAGGUUUGCAAAGGUUAACCUAGAAAUCUCAACACCUCUUGUGUCCUUUAGAGAAACCAUUGAAGGGGACUCAUCAAACCCUUUUGAAAAAAUAAAAGCUUUGAGCGGUAGUUCUAACUUUAUUGAAAGAGUUACACCAAAUGGUAGGUGCACCGUUCAUGUGCACAUUCUGAAACUUCCUGAUGCGCUGACUAAAUUGCUGGAUGAAAGUUCCGAUCUUCUUGAAGAUAUUAUUGCAGGUAAAGCAAUAGUUAAAUCAAGCACUGGAGGUCAAGAUGAUGACCAUCCUGUAGAAUCACUUAGAAAACGUAUAUGGGAUGCGAUAGAAAGUGAAGUUUCUGAGGAAAAUGCAGAGAAAGAUAAGGAAAAAUAUAAACUUCUGUGGGGGAAUCUUUUAAAGAGGAUCUGGUCAUUGGGGCCAAGACAAGUAGGUCCUAACAUGCUACUUCUUCCUGAUGUAAUUACAAACGACAAUGGUUCUUCUGUUCUUAUAAAAAGUUCCCCAUAUGUAUCUGAAAGAUUGGGGUUUGUAGAUGUUUCGGUAACUGAUAAGUUAGAAAGUGAGACGUCAACAAGUGCCAAAACUCGAUCACUGAUCGAAGAAGCAGAGAGCCUCAGGAGCAGUGUAUUGUCUGGAUUUCAAGUAGCCACUGCAUCCGGCCCGUUAUGUGAUGAACCAAUGUGGGGUUUAGCAUUUGUAAUUGAAGCUGCCAUUUUGCCUUUCGUUAGCGAGACUGAGGCCAUUCACCAACAAGUUCAAACAGACCAAUAUGGGGUGUUUUCCGGGCAGGUUAUGACUGCUGUUAAAGAAGCAUGUAAAGCAGCCGUACUUCAAAAGAACCCACGAAUCGUUGAAGGAAUGUAUUUCUGUGAAUUAAAUACGCCUACAGAAUAUUUAGGCCCAAUGUAUUCUGUGCUGGCCCGCAGACGGGCUAGAAUUUUGAAAGAAGAAAUGCAAGAAGGGUCGCCAUUGUUCACAGUUCAUGCUUAUCUGCCAGUUGCUGAAAGUUUUGGUUUUGCUGAUGAAUUAAGAAGAUGGACUUCUGGGGCUUCUAGUGCCCUUCUUGUUCUUAGUCACUGGGAGGCACUUCCUGAAGAUCCCUUUUUUGUACCAAAAACAGAAGAGGAGAAAGAAGAGUUUGGAGAUGGUUCGAGUGUUUUACAAAAUACUGCAAGAAAGCUAAUUGAUGGGGUCAGAAGGCGCAAGGGUCUCCCUGUUGAGGAAAAGGUGGUGCAACAUGCUACGAAACAGAGAACUCUAGCUCGUAAGGUUUAAAAUUUUUGGUUCACUGAGUUGCCAUGUGUUCUUUACGGAAUCUUUUUUGUUUGAAAUGUAGAAUGAGUUAAACUAGUCUUAUUUACAACGAUGGAUUUGGUCC